AUGGUCUUGGAGGCCCGCUCCCUUCCCCAAAAUGGUGAUACCUCAUACUACCGCUAUAACCCCUCAUUAGCGGCCGCCGUUGUCGCCGCUGUUUUCUACGGCCUCGCUUUUAGCGCCACUUUCCUGCUGUGGAUCAGAUAUAGAUCCUGGGUUUGGAUUGUCAUGGUCGUUGCUGCGGCUAUGGAGGCAGUUGGCUACAUCGGACGAUGCAUCUCAGUACAGAACGUUACAGAAAAGUCUAUCUAUGCCCUUCAAUUUUCCCUUAUAAUCCUUGCACCGGUUCUCAUGGCUGCUUGCUGCUAUGUUCUUUUCAGUCGCAUUCUUUUCCUGGUCGUCCCCAGUGAGAAACGAUCCUUCCGACUGUGUUGGGUACCGCCGCGGUUCAUUACCCCCAUAUUCGUUGGCUUUGAUAUCGUUGCUCUUCUUCUCCAGCUGGGUGGUGCGGUGAUGAUUACUUCGGUAGACCCUGGAGACGUGGAUGGAGCCGACAAGCUUGAUCGGGGAAAGCAUAUUGCCCAAGCCGGUGUCAUUAUACAGUUGGCCGCCUUCGGUCUUUUCUCAUUGGCUGCUGCUCGCUUCAAUUUCACCUCGAAGCAAUUUUUUGCGACUAUGCGCGAGCGGUACGAAAGAUUCGGAGAAAAGGACUAUAUCAUCGAUGGUAUUGCGAAGAACAGACAUUGGCCGGCGCUAUUACGGGUUGUGAACCUUACUUCUCUGUUAAUAUUGGUCCGCUCGGUCUAUCGAUUGGUGGAGUUUACUGAAGGCUCGACAGGGUACCUCAAUACUCAUGAGUGGGCCAUGUACGUCUUUGACGCAUUGGUCAUCUACCCUUGCAUCGUUCUCUUCAUAUACUGGCAUCCUGGAAGGUAUUUGCCGUAUCUGGGUUUCCGUCUACCUAAGCACACUCGCUAG
Molecule: messenger RNA, 912 nt
Organism: Penicillium canariense
Lineage: Eukaryota; Fungi; Ascomycota; Eurotiomycetes; Eurotiales; Aspergillaceae
Product: RTA1 domain-containing protein
Exons: 3
Coding region: 1-912 (303 amino acids)
Cellular component (GO): membrane
Source: RefSeq, a predicted model, not a curated record